Messenger RNA from Cordyceps fumosorosea ARSEF 2679, 816 nucleotides. RefSeq names its product ABC transporter-like protein. Gene Ontology annotation, molecular function: ATPase-coupled transmembrane transporter activity; ATP binding; ATP hydrolysis activity. The coding region runs from base 1 to 816 and encodes 271 amino acids. NCBI's taxonomy places the organism in Eukaryota, Fungi, Ascomycota, Sordariomycetes, Hypocreales, Cordycipitaceae. The record is from RefSeq and is a predicted model, not a curated record. Gene Ontology annotation, cellular component: membrane. Gene Ontology annotation, biological process: transmembrane transport. The transcript has 2 exons.
AUGAGCGGGAUGAUGGGAAAGAUCAACCUUCUCACCAGCGGGGCACGAGCUAUUGACCGUGUACUAGACAUAGCUGACGCUCCCACCGAGAAUCUUCCCCCCGUUCUUAGAAACCUUUCCAUCUCAAUUGCGCCGGGCCGGCGCCUGGGUGUUGUUGGACGUACUGGUGCUGGGAAAACAAGUCUUAUAAAUGCAUUGCUUCAAUUCAUUGACAUUGAGUCAGGUACGAUUUAUAUCGACGGGGUGGAUAUUGCAACUGUCAAGAUUGACCGUCUGAGGAACUCGAUCUCCGUCAUCCCUCAAGACCCGUUCCUGUUUUCCGGCACGCUACGUGAGAAUUUGAGCAUGCUUGGCGGCAAGACUGAUGAAGAGCUCAAGAUGGUACUGAGAAAGGUGGCGGCGACACAGGAUGGGCGAGGCUCAAGCGAUGCCCUCGACGACCUGGACAUGGCCAUCCAGCCAGGUGGUGAGAACCUCUCCCACGGGCAGCGACAGAUGGUAUGCCUCGCCAGAGCGAUUCUGGACCCCCGGCGCAUUGUCAUCCUGGACGAAGCGACGAGCGGCGUGGAUCAGGUGACGGAUAGCGUGGUGCAAAGAGUUAUUCGUCGUGAGUUUGCAGAGUCUACCAUGAUCGUGGUAGCCCACAGGCUCGCCACAGUCGCGGACUUGGACCAGGUUUUGGUGCUGGAUGAGGGCAUGGCGGUCGAGUCUGGGUCUCCGGCGGAGUUGAUGCAGAAGAAGGGCGUCUUCUGGGACAUGGUAAAUCAGGGUGGCGAUGCGGAGAGUGUGCGGAUGGCGAUUGAGCGAGGCUCAUGA